AUGGAUGCUCUUGAUAAAGCUAAUCAGGGUGCCGGCCCUGCUCUGCUUCAAUUUGCAUUAGGCGUGCCGAUGAGCAAUGAUUCUCGGAUCACAAAGCCGGAUAGUCCGAGCCAAUCUCGCCCUGGCCGAUGUAACACCGUUCCUCCCUUCGGCCCUCCAGCAGAUCAUCAUAGCCAACAUGGGGAACAGCGAUCCUUGACGCAGUUUGAAACGACUUUCGAGGAUCCAGCUGCAGCUAGAAUUGGCUCCAAGACAUCGGGGGACUCGAGUCUUGAUCCGGAGAGCCUUUCUUCCCUUGUGCAAGGUGCCCAGUAUUUAGAAUCAAUUAUAGGGAAUUCACCUACCGCGAUAGAGAUUGAUCAGAAUGUUCGGUCUGCGGUCAAGGCUGUGGAAAGUCUUGCUAAAGCUGGCAUAGACAAUGGCUGGUUUCCCUGUUUACGUUCGGAACGGCCCUGUUCCUGCAAGCAUCACUCUCCUUCCGCGACACGUACCAAGCGUGAAGAACGGGCUGCACGCAAAGCUAUCCUCGACCAGGCCGCAAGAGAUAGCCCUGACAAGGAUGGUAAACCGUUACCCGCGCACAGGGUGCUUGCGGGUUAUGCUCGCAGAGAGUUUCCACUUAGCGGCCAAAUGGCAGUCAUCCAUGAAUUGGAAAGAAAAUCUGGAUGUAAAGAGUGUCAACGGGCUCGCUUGUGGUGCAUCACUGUUGAGCAGGACAAGUUCUGGAACAGGAAUCAAUGUGUGGAGUGUGUGCAGCGAAAGAGCAUGUGUAGUUUGGACACAUCGAAAAGUGUUCGUCCUUUCUCUCCUUUUCCAAGUGAUCCCCCCCUCUCAGUCGAACCCAUAGCCUACCCCGAUCGCUCCGUUUCCUAUCUCCACAUCCAAUCCCUCGGUCCCAAUGUCAUCUCUCCCAUACUCGCUCUUGUGGCCCCAGCUCUUUUCGCCGGCACCCAUCUACACGAUACUCGGCAGCACCAUACGUCUCUUAAACGCAGCACGCCACUCCCUCAUCAACGUCAACAACCUCACCAAGGUCUUCGUGAAUCCAGACGGCAUAUCAUCCGAGUCCCACGCGGCCGGCGCAGGACAGCAAGCCGGGGAGACGGAAAAAGUGACAGCACACGGGCCAGAUCCUUCUCUUCCUACACGUCGCCAUCUCCAACCUCUUCAUCAUCGUGA
Messenger RNA from Letharia columbiana, 1179 nucleotides. RefSeq lists its product as uncharacterized. NCBI's taxonomy places the organism in Eukaryota, Fungi, Ascomycota, Lecanoromycetes, Lecanorales, Parmeliaceae. The coding region runs from base 1 to 1179 and encodes 392 amino acids. The transcript has 2 exons. The record is from RefSeq and is a predicted model, not a curated record.